AUGGAAAUCGACCACGCAAGAAUUCAAGGACUCGAAAAUGAAGAUAGUGUCGUUUUAGGUGAUUCCGGUGAGAAUAUGAUGUCGAUUCGUAAAGCAAAUGAAAUAGGAAGGCAAUAUAACGUGGCAAGAUCAAAUAGGGUGCUAGACACAAUGCUAAUGUUACCGCACUUUCUACUUGAUGGCGAGGUGAAGGAGGUAGAGAUCGGACUAAAUGCUAGUGCCAGUUACAAACCAGCCCGCGGCCGUAAGAGAAAUGUCUUCGAAGCUCAAACGCGAAAGACCUUUCGCUUCCGCUAUAAAAUUAUAAAAGUGCAAACAUAG
Messenger RNA from Dovyalis caffra, 321 nucleotides. NCBI's taxonomy places the organism in Eukaryota, Viridiplantae, Streptophyta, Magnoliopsida, Malpighiales, Salicaceae. The record is from the annotation of a GenBank genome assembly.